This is a messenger RNA of Filobasidium floriforme, 1417 nucleotides long. RefSeq names its product PAP2 superfamily-domain-containing protein. Gene Ontology annotation, molecular function: inositol phosphoceramide synthase activity. Lineage: Eukaryota; Fungi; Basidiomycota; Tremellomycetes; Filobasidiales; Filobasidiaceae. Gene Ontology annotation, biological process: inositol phosphoceramide metabolic process; sphingolipid biosynthetic process. Gene Ontology annotation, cellular component: inositol phosphoceramide synthase complex. The transcript is spliced from 11 exons. The coding region runs from base 151 to 1263 and encodes 370 amino acids. The record is from RefSeq and is a predicted model, not a curated record.
AGUCACCGCUACUCAGCUACUUUUGUCCACUUCGUUUAGAGCUAUAGCUUACAGUCAAUUGCUACCACCAUAGCCACCUUGCUGCGGAACGAACUCACACGAACACUUGACAGGCCAGUAACGAACACCUAGGAGGAACUCGACGCAAGAAUGUCCAAAGUAGACGAGAUCCCCGUAUUGUCCUUUAUCCUCGAACCGCUGCUGGUCGUCUCCCUCCUCACAGCAGGUUGCCUCGUCAACUACCGCAGUGGAAAUUCCCAAUCCAUCGUCCACGCCAGCAAACUCCUCACCGACCACAGACCGGCGAGUUUACCUAUCCCGUUUGGGAAACAAUUGAGGAUUCCGGAGACGGAACGGUUCAGGCGGAAUGUGACGAGUCGGUUCUUGGCUUAUUUCCCGUUCUUGAUGGAGGUCUGGUAUUGGUUGUUGACGUACUGGAUUUACCAGGGUUUCCGAGCGGCCCAAGCGGUGACGAUGGGCAAAAACACCCGCCAGAUCUCGCAGGACCACGCCAUCUGGUUACUCAACAUCGAAAAGGCCUUGGGGAUCGAUAUCGAGUUGGGGUUGCAAAAGUUGAUCUUGGAUAGGCCGUUCAUCCUUUGGUUCUUCAACAAGACCUACGCCAUGGUCCACAUCCCAGCGACCAUCUCCUUCAUCGGCUACUCCUUUUACGCCUUUGCCCCGCCCACCUUCCAAAAAGUCAGGAGGACGCUGGUCUUGUGCAACACCAUCGCCUUUGUCGUCUUUACCGCCUGGCCUUGUAUGCCACCGAGGUUGUUGCCCAAGGACGAGUACCAUUACGUGGAUACGCUGCAUACGGGCAAGGCUGCUAGUAUCUGGACGACCAACAAGUUUCAGAAUCAGUUGGCUGCUUUCCCUUCGUUGCACUUCGGAUACUCGUUCGUCAUUGGACUCUCCUUGUUCCUCUAUUCGCCGCACAAGCCGGUCAGGAUGGUCGCCCUCGGUUAUCCCUUGUUGAUCUUGACUGUCAUUAUGGCCACCGCCAACCAUUACCUCCUCGACGCCGUCGGUGGCUUCUUCGUCACCAUCCUCGCCUACAAGAUCAACACCUACCUCCUCUACCUCCGCCCGGUCGAAGAGUGGGGCAUGUGGUUGUGCCGAACCGAGAAACCGCUGGACAAGGCCAUCUUCGAUCAGGCCCUCAGGGAGCACGGACACGUGACCGCCGGGGUUUCGGAUUCGGAGGAGGAUGUCAACGUACACUUGUUGGAUGAGGAGAGACGUAGGAGGUCGAGCGAGUAAUACGACGUCUUGUGAGCAAGGGGAACGGUGGGAAGGACGGAUUGUACGGAACGGGGCGAUAAUGGCGCUUCAACGUUUGUCGUGAAUGGGACAGACGUUGGGCUCAUGGUGUACGAUAUGCAAUGAUAAUGAUACAACAGGGCUGCGAUAAGAG